CUCCCCCUCCUCACGGACUUUUUUAACACCCCCCAACAACAGCGAAAAAUAAAGGAGAUGCGAAAAUAAUCUCCUCUUCACGGCCUCGCUUCCUCCUCCACCCUCCUCCUUCCUCCCUCCAGAGAUUUCCCCAACCUCGCCGACCACCCCGCGAUCGCUCCCGGGCUCCCCGGAUCCCACCUCGAGGGCGCGGCCAUUCGCCGCGGGAAGAAGCUUCGUGGUUUGGGUUAGGCUCUGUGGGCGCCUGCUGUGAUCCUUGCCCGGGGUUCCCGGGGGAAUGCUCUACCUCAAGCUGCCGGGCGCGAAUUUAGGGUCCCGACGAGGGGAUCUGCUGCCGGCGGCGGAUGCGUGAUUGAGUUUUGAGCCGGCCAGCGUCCGGGAUUCGGCCGGCCAUGGCUUCGACCGCGGGCGCAGACAGCUGCUUGCAGAGCUUCGAGCUGUAUGAGGCCGAGUCGAAAUUUUAUAUUCUUGGAACUAACAAUGACAGAACAUUAUGGAGAUUACUAAAGAUUGAUAGAACGGAACCAUCAGAACUCAACAUAGAUGAGGAUUGUACUGAGUACUCACAUAGUGGAUAUCUUGAUCUGAAAAAAGUUCUAGAUGAAGACCAUAGGUCAACUGGCGGAGUCAAUUUUGUUACAAACUGUUGUGGAAUCAUCGGUUUCAUUAAGUUCCUUGGACCUUAUUACAUGUUAAUUAUCACCGAGCAGAGAAAAGUUGGUGCUAUAUUUGGCCAUGCAGUUUACCAAGUUACUAAGACUGCAAUGAUUGAGUUAUCUAAUUCCAAAACAAGGCCAACCCUUCUUAACUCCAAGGAUGAGAAUAGGUACAAGAAGCUCUUGCAGACAAUAGAUCUUAGGAAGGACUUCUUUUUCAGCCACUCGUACUAUAUCAUGAGAAGUCUCCAGAAGAAUUUUAAUGAUCCGCAGGAAGGAUGGGAACUAUAUGACACAAUGUUUGUAUGGAAUGAAUUUUUAACACGAGGGAUGCGUAAUGUUCUGAAAAGUACCAGCUGGACUGUUGCAUUAGUCUAUGGUUUUUUUAAACAGGAUAAAAUCACAAUAUCUGGGAAGGAUAUUAUGUUGACGCUCAUUGCUAGACGCUCGAGGCAUUAUGCUGGAACCAGGUAUUUAAAGAGAGGUGUGAAUGAGGAAGGGAGAGUAGCAAAUGAUGUUGAGACUGAGCAAAUUGUUUUUGAUGACAUGCUUGGAUCUAGGCCAAUAAGCUCUGUUGUGCAGAACAGGGGUUCAAUUCCUCUAUUUUGGUCCCAGGAGACAUCGAAGCUUAAUAUUAAGCCUGACAUCAUAUUGCAUGAGAAGGACACGAAUUAUGAAGCUACCAAACUUCAUUUUGAAAAUCUUAGAAGGAGAUAUGGAAAUCCUAUCAUUAUUUUAAACUUGAUAAAGACACGUGAGAGGAGGCCACGUGAAUCCACACUUCGUCAAGAAUUUGAUAAAGCAAUCAAGAUUAUAAAUAAUGGUCUACCAGGCGAAAAUCAUUUGAAAUUUUUACAUUGGGAUCUUAAUAAAAGCACUCGAAGCAAAACUACAAAUGCCCUCCAAGUACUUAUGAAAGUGGCAUUUGAAGCUCUGAACUUGACAGAGUUCUUUUAUUGUCAAGUUUCCUCGGCUCAAACACCCGGGAAUUCCCUUAAUUUGCAUGCUCCAUUGAAGAAUGGGUGUGCCCCUCGUGUAUGUGACAACGCGUACUGUGUCGAUAAUAUUGAUGACAUCCCCCAAGAAGAUACCUGUGGCAGUUCUGAUACCUCUGCUAAUGGAAUUGCAGAAGAUCUACCCACUACCAAUGGACCUACGCCAGUAAAGCCUCCAAAAUUACAAAAGGGUGUCUUGCGCACAAACUGUAUAGAUUGUUUAGACCGCACAAAUGUUGCACAGUAUGCCUAUGGUUUAGCUUCUCUCGGACACCAGUUGCAUGCACUUGGUUCUGCAGAAUCCCCAGAGCUUGAUUUAGACUCCCCAUUGGCCCACCAUUUGAUGCAUUUUUAUGAACGGAUGGGUGACACACUUGCUUUACAGUAUGGUGGUUCGGCUGCACAUAACAAGAUAUUCUCUGCAAAGAGAGGGCACCUUAAGUUCGCUAUUCAAUCUCAAGAGUUCUUCAGGACAUUACAACGAUACUACAGUAAUGCCUAUAUGGAUGCUUACAAACAGGCAGCAAUAAAUUUAUUUUUGGGAUACCGUCAACCGCAGCAGGGCAAAUCUGCACCUUGGGAGCCAGAGUAUGUUGCUGGGGAUAAUGUCCUUGAUGACAAUACAAGUAAAUUGAUAAAAAGAGGAAGAUCGGAUGGCAGCAUUCUUCGUAAAAGCAACGCUUCCAUGUCCAGCUAUGGUGGAAACGGAUUGUCGACAUCAGGAUUUAGUGAUUUCAAAAAUGAGCUACAAUCUCCAAACUGCCGUUCUGAUUCAGUGCAUGAGAUUUCAUCAACCUCUGAUGAUGUGGUGUCCAAUGCAAGGUAUACCCCGACAGUGCCUCAUAUUAAGUACGCCAGCUGCGAGUUUGACUAUUGCAAUGGUUCUGGGGAUUCAAAUUUCCUGGAUCUUGACUGGCUUUCAGCUUCAGGCAAUGAAAGAUCAAGAGCCGUGAGUACUCCUGAUGUGAAUGUUCCAGCUGAUAAUGGUGCCAGUGGUGUAACCUCUACGAUAAUGGAGGGCCACGCUGCAGAGAUUCAGGCUCAGGGGUUAUCAGAGAAUUUCAUGCAGUGGGUUAAUCAGGGUGAGGCCUUCUGGUACUGACAUCGCCAGAAGAUUUAUCCAAGCUACGUGAUGGCAAUGGCAUUCCCAACAUACUAUCGCAAGGAAGCCACGCCAUCCAACAAAUCUUCUAGUGAAGUGUACUAUUCUGUUCAUUUGUUCACCAGUCAUUUCCUCUAGGCGAGUAGAUAGGCAUUGUUCUUAUUUUUCUCAAAGGAAAGAAAGAAUGUAGGUAGUGUAUUAUUCUUUGGAAGUGGUACCAUUGUUCAUGUUUCCGUUCUGUAAAUAUAUAUAUGCUCGAUUUCGCCUGAGUUGAGGUGGACUCCGAAGCACCGAUUCUCCCUCAAUAUCUUUGGCCGGGAUAUCUUGAAACACUUGCCUCAGAGACUGUUUCUGUAUUUUUGGUCUCCUAUUUAACACUUGCCUCAAAGACACCUCUACUAUGUAUGUUGGAAACAUUUCAUGUUCUAUCGUCUAA
This is a messenger RNA of Brachypodium distachyon (stiff brome), 3189 nucleotides long. Its product is annotated as phosphoinositide phosphatase SAC2. Bases 393 to 2753 code for a protein of 786 amino acids. Gene Ontology annotation, biological process: phosphatidylinositol dephosphorylation. Gene Ontology annotation, cellular component: intracellular membrane-bounded organelle. NCBI's taxonomy places the organism in Eukaryota, Viridiplantae, Streptophyta, Magnoliopsida, Poales, Poaceae. The transcript has 16 exons. Gene Ontology annotation, molecular function: phosphatidylinositol-3,5-bisphosphate 5-phosphatase activity. The record is from RefSeq and is a predicted model, not a curated record.